This is a messenger RNA of Cyphellophora europaea CBS 101466, 954 nucleotides long. RefSeq lists its product as uncharacterized. NCBI's taxonomy places the organism in Eukaryota, Fungi, Ascomycota, Eurotiomycetes, Chaetothyriales, Cyphellophoraceae. The record is from RefSeq and is a predicted model, not a curated record. The transcript has 2 exons. Bases 1 to 954 code for a protein of 317 amino acids.
AUGCUGUCUCCAAACCCCGUCUGGUUCAGCUGCUCCACGGGCCUCGGCCGCACCCUCGCGCAGCACAUCGCCAGCACGCACCCCUCCGCGCGUCUCGUCGCCACGGCCCGCGACCCCUCCACCCUCAACUACCUCCCCCGCCGCCCCACCACAGUCCUCACCCUCGCCCUCGACGUCACCUCGCCCUCCUCCAUCGCCGCCGCACUAACCACGACGCUCACCCACUUCCACCGCAUCGACAUCCUCAUCAACAACGCCGGCACCAACGUCUUCGGCAUCGCCGAAGCCGUCCCCGAAUCCGCCAUGCGCGACAUUAUGGAGACGAAUUUCUGGGGCCCCAUGCGCCUGACACGCGAGGCUGUGCGGAUUAUGCGCGACGAGAACCCGCGGGCCGCUGUCGAUGCAGCCAGCCACGGUCCGCAAGAGGAGGCGCUUGUGCAAGGCGGCACGAUCGUCAACGUCACCAGCCUCGGCGGGCGCGUCGCCUUCCCCGCCCACGCAGCCUACCACGCCAGCAAGUUCGCGCUCGAGGGCUUCUCGGAAGCGAUUGCGACCGAGUUGGAUCCCGCGUGGGGGGUGCGCGUGCUGGUGUUGGAGCCGGGAGGAGUCAAAAGCGAGUUUGCGGGGAAGGCGGCGAGGCGGGCGGUGCUGGAGCAUGGGGCGUAUGGGGAUGAGGGGUUGGCGGUGAGGAGGAUGCUCAAGGGGUUGAUGGAUGAGGAGGGGUUGCAGGCCAGGUGUCUGGAGGCGGGAGUGGUGGCGAGGGCGGUGGUGGAGGUUGUGAUGAGAUCGGAGGGGGAGGGGGAGGGGAAGGGAGGGUUGCCGUUGAGGUUGCUGGUGGGGAGGGACGCGUGGGAGGCGGUUUGGGGGAAGGAGGAGAGGGCGAGGACGGAGAUGCUGGCUUGGAAGGGGUGGAGUUGUGGUGUUGGAGGUGGCACGAUUCCGACGGGGGAGUGA